Hyalella azteca is the source of this 3636-nucleotide messenger RNA. RefSeq lists its product as uncharacterized. The transcript has 6 exons. The record is from RefSeq and is a predicted model, not a curated record. The coding region runs from base 225 to 1247 and encodes 340 amino acids. NCBI's taxonomy places the organism in Eukaryota, Metazoa, Arthropoda, Malacostraca, Amphipoda, Hyalellidae.
AUAUACAGUGAUCAGAAUAAAAUAAUUAAACGACCUGAAUCAAAAUAUACAUCUACUAAUUUUUACAGAACACUACUUUCAGUGAAUCUGGAGCGCGUGCCUGUAUAAGGAGACGGCAGAAGAACUUUUAGAGCUGAAUUUCCAUUUUUGGUUAAAUUAUAUAUACUGUGUAUCAGUGACAGACCAUAUUAUUUUCCGGAGCAUAUAACCCAGGAAGAAGGAGAAUGGAGAGAAGGUUCUAUUGGACGCCUGUCCUCGCGGUGCUCGUGAUAGCAGCAUCGCUUGCAUCGGGGCGCCAGCCUCGCAACGCUCAGGAGCUCAGCCGCUGCGUCAAGAUGGCGGAGCCUCUCGUGUAUAAUCCGGAAUUUGUCUUCCCGCUCUCAAACGUGGAAAUCCAGGGAGUUUGCAGGAUGUGGAGCGCGUUCGUAGACUGCAUACGAGACUACACGACGCAUUUCCUCAACCCUGAUCAGCUGGAGGCAUUUGGCGCCGCUAUUGAGCCUUCGAUGCAGUCGAUCCACGAGCUCUGCGCUGAGAACCAAGUCUAUCGCACCGCUUAUCUUGAGUACGCGCCAUGCAUGAAGAAGAUGUACAUCUCAAGCGACCAUUGUGGGGACCACUACAAGUACCUCGCCGACCUCGUGCAGGGCAACGCUGCAAAUCAGGACCUCAUGUGCUGCGCGCACCACAAGUUCAGGCAGUGCGUGCUGAGUGAGACGCCCCGGGAGUGCGGACGGACAGUGAGUACCGGUGACGCUGCGGACGCUCGGAGUCGCGAGCAGCGUGCCAUCUCCGCCACGCAAUUCGUCACCUCCAUGCUCGACCGCGCGCUGGGCUUCCUGCUGCAACAGUGCACAUCUUACAAGCCUACGGAGGAACAAUGCCCAGGUUUCGAAGUCAAGAAUUCUCUGGAUGCAACUCCAGCUCCCGUGACUCGGGAUGCAACUCCAGCCAGGAAACCAACUCCAGCUUCUGCCUCGUCGCCCAUCUUGACAAUAAGUGAAGCAUCGACUCCUCUCACCAACACGUAUGACUCUCGUGUGUCGCGUCGGGAACCAGACGACCAUUUGCAUGGCACUCAUUACCACACGCACACCAACUACCACAGGGACCUGCACGGCAACGAUUUGAAUCCUCGGCCGCAACAGUUCAAGAGUAUCUCCAGUGCAUGUGGAAAGAGCAGUUCUUCGUGGAUUACUUUUACCAUCAGCGUACUUGUUGCUGCCCUCUUGAGUGGGCAUAAGUGAUUGACUCGUUCGAGCACAUCGACUACGAGCCGAGGUGCGCUGAGACCCUGACAGAAAGCUUGAAGAAAUUCGUGCCGUCUUGAUGAAAAGUUAGUGCGUGCAUGAAAGAACAGCAAAUGAGGCUCUAAGAAUAGUAAAAAUAUAUAUAAUUUCUGAAUAGUAACAGUCUUGAGAAGCAAAACAAAGGAAAUAAUAAAUAAUAUAGUUAAUUUAGGUUACCUGCUAAAUAUGCGCCGCAGUUCAAAUGAAUAUAAUUGUUUUAACUACCCUUCCUUAAAAUGUAUUUUUGUGUGUACUUUUAUCUAUUGAGCAUGAAUGAAUGGAUGGAAAACAAGAAGAAAGGUUUUCAGUUUUUUAAUAAAAUUUUAGGUUUCGCAUUCGUGUGAAAAAUCGUCUAAUCAGAUGUGAAAACAACAUUAAAAUUAUGACAUCAAACGUGUGUAUCAACUCAACUAUGAAAGCUUUGUCCCGUGUAAACCUGUGUUGCAGCUGCCAAAAGUUGUUUUUCGGUUGCUAAAAAAUUUCAUCUCCGUACAGCAAUAGUAAUAAUAAUAUAGGAACAAUGGUGUAGCCGUUGAUUAGGCCAAAUCUGACCGGUCAGCGAUACAAUACAUCGAAAAAUGUGCUACUCUUUCUGUUCGCAACCCACAGGCAGCCUCGCCGAUAUUGAUCAGAAUUUUCACCACUGGCUUGGAUCGAACCCAAAACUCAUUGUUCUAAUAUUGGUGCUUUUAUAACUAUAACCACUCGGGCACAACAAAUGGCUUUUCAUCCAUUACAUGCAGGGUAUUCUCUAUUAUUCCCGAUUAUCUGAAUGUUAGCUAUGUUUAUCUUCUCUAGCUGUAUAAUUUCUUAAUAAUUGCAAGAAUUAACUCCCAAUAAUGUAUUGUUUAUGGAAACACGAGAAAUGAAAGUUGUUGUAUACGGCUAAUUCAUAUUUAUCUCUAAGUAGUUUAAAACCUUGACUUGUGCUGCAGGACCUGUCCUGAUAGUGUGCAAAAAUGCAAACGCACCGGACCAUGCGUGUGCAGUAGCCAAUUAUAAAAUAAAUUGUUAAUUAAUUUCGUUUAUAAAUGACACUCGUUUCAAUUAAGAAUGGAAAGAUUUUCGUUCCCAACAGUAUCCCCUUCCUCAAUAAAAGCAUUAUGUCUGUAACGAAGAACUCAAAUGCUAUAGGCAGGCAUUAUUGCUACUAAAGCUUUGCACACUUUUAUCUUUUGAGGUCUAGGUAAAGGACACAACAAUUAUAUGAUCAGUCAAAAAUUAUUAUAAAAAAAUUACACUACCAUCUUUCCAUUCUUCAUUGAAACGAGGGUCAUAUCUGGAUGAAAUUUAUUCAACUUUUUUGAGGGCGGUCUUUUUUUCAAAACUGCUUGAUGUGUCCAAACGUAAUUUGAAGUAACUGCGCGUAUUUCCAGCGAAAUAACCUUAUAUCAAUAAUAUUCGUACCGUUCAUACGAGCGUGAAAUUUCUGUCAUGCUCAAAAUGGCCAUCCAGAGUCUAUACGUAUAUACUUGCAGUAUCCACAACAACUUCUUCAACAUAACUUUGAAUAUCGCAAUGUGAGGGGCUUGAUAAAAAUCUAUUCGCUCUUCAUGCACAAUUACGAUCCUAGUUUAUAUAAUUAAACAGAAAAUUAAUUCGGAAGCAAGUAUUAAUUUCUGCAUAACGGCUUACAAUUAUGACGUCAAUAUCCGGAGAGUUUAGUGUCAUAAUAAUAACCCUGAUUGGUUAUGCUUCCCGGGUUUCAAUAAUUCAGGCAACGCCUUCACAAUACCGGAAACUAUCCUGAGACAAUGUAAAAAUAUUUUGGACAAUUUUCUCCAGUUCUUUUAGUGUAAUGAUUGAUGUAAUGUAUUUAUGUUACACAACAAAAAAAUUAUUUUUAUCAACAAAUCACCAUUCAGCUUCUCAGGAAAAUAAUAUAUGCAGAAAGUUUCAUUAAGGCAUCAGUAAUUACCCUAACUAUAUAUAUAUGUACAGGCAGUUGUAGGCUACAGCUAUAGUUAAGUACAUAAUUCACGUUAAGUGCAAAUAGAAGAUACAUAUUUUACCUCAUGCAACUUAAAUUUUAAAGAAGCCAGCGUUUUACCUCGUGCAAUUAACUCGAUAAAAUUUUAAAUAAGCUAGCGAUAUAUCCUACUGUACUCGCGAUCAAGCACGUCGAUUAUAAGUUGUCUGAGCUUUGGUAUCGAAAGACAUAAAUGAAGCUUAAGUAUCAAAUUAAAGAUAUAUUUUGUAACGUAAUUAGGUACAGAAUAAUCGUGCAGAACGUUCGCAAGAAGUUCUUUAUAUUAUCGCGCACUUAUUUAUCUAAAAUUAAAAGCUUUUUGAUUUUCUUUAACCAAGGAUGAGAUAUGCUAAAUAAAUUUGAUUGCUCUGAUGAGAA